AUGAUUGAGCCUAAAGGUGGAUUUUUAAACAUCAUUGGAAUGCCUCGUGCUCUCCUUGAUAUUGAUUUUGCAAAAUCUCAGUACUUUGCUUUUAAUCGACUCAAGGGUAUUAAAUUCGAUAACAUUUUUGAAAACGAGAAUAGGACUAGAGGAACAACUAUAAAUAGCAAACUUGACUUGGAAUUAAACUAUAUUCAAGCCAAGGUUACAAAAUUGAAUAAAAAGACUUCUGAAUACCAAAUGGAAAAGACGCUUAAAACUUAUUCCCUUAAAUUUAAUUAA
Debaryomyces fabryi is the source of this 282-nucleotide messenger RNA. RefSeq lists its product as uncharacterized. The record is from RefSeq and is a predicted model, not a curated record. The transcript has a single exon. Lineage: Eukaryota; Fungi; Ascomycota; Pichiomycetes; Serinales; Debaryomycetaceae. The coding region runs from base 1 to 282 and encodes 93 amino acids.